GUUUUGUUUUCAUAUAUUUAUCAUCUUGAACUGUCAACCUGUUCGAACCUGGCUCCUGGCCUGGUCCUAAUUAUUACAGGGUUGUUAGAGAAGUCUUGUGUCCCUUCAUAUUAAAUGGGAACGCUAUGGUCUGCUUCCUCUCCAACGCAAGCAAGAACAAUGGCAGAGAGAGCCGAUGAUUUCAGCAUCCAAAUCUCUGAUGCUACUCAAGAUGCAGUCAUCUUACUGAGUUCCCAAAUGGGAUCUUCACUUCCUCAGUCUAGAGAGACUGAGAAUCUUGGAGACAGAGAUCCAUUGUUCUCAACUUCCAGUAAGUCUCCAACGAGUUCUCUAAUUCAAAGAAAGUCAGCAACCAGCUCUCCACAUUCAAAACCCCUUAGAGCUACGCCUCCAGCCGAUGAUUCGGAGUCAACCGACCAGAAAAAGAAGUUACCUGUAUCGCCGUUACCCAACAAGGAGGAGGAAACCCAAAAGAAAGGUAUGAAGUCAUGGGAAAAGAUCGUCAUAUCCGUCGAGACAACUGCGUUUUUGUGCGUUAUGGGGCUUUUGAUUGCCAGCUUGACGGCAGAUAGGUUUCAGAACUCCAUGAUUUGGGGUUUUAAAAUAUGGAAAUGGUGUUUGCUAUUAUUGGCUAUUGUCUGCGGUAGAUUGGCUGGUUUCCUGAUCACAAAUUUUCUCAUGUCCUUGAUUUGGAAGUUUUGGCUUGAUGAGAAAGUUAUUUACUUUGCUCACGGAGUGAAGAAGAGCGCUCUGUUCUUUAUUUGGUUAGGUCUUGUUACUCUAGCUUGGGGCUUGCUCUUUAAUCAUGGGGACAAGAGAGAGGUGACCAGAGGUCUCGCAGGUUGUCUCAUAGGAUCUACACUAUGGCUACUGAAAACUUUACUGAUUAAGUUAAUAGGUUCAGUCCAUGCAACGAAAUUGUUUUCCAAGAUUAAAGAGGCAAUACGUAAUCGGAAGGUACUAAGAGCUCUAUCAGAAAUGAAGAUAGAGAACACGAAUUCUGGGAUACAGAAAAAAGAUAAGGUUUCUGUCGUGAAGAACACCAAUUCUGGGAUACAGAAAGAAGAUAAGGUUUCUGUCGUGAAGAACACCAAUUCUGGGAUACAGAAAGAAGAUAAGGUUUCUGUCGUGAAGAACACCAAUUCUGGGAUACAGAAAGAAGAUAAGGUUUCUGUCGAGACUAUGAGAGAAAUAAUGGAUGCAAUUCGUGGAAAGAUGCUUGUUCCUCUUUUCUAUGUCCAUUCUGAUGUUGAUGAAGUCAAAAAGAUCACUGAUGAGGCAGGAGCAAGGAUAGCUUCUGAUGAGAUUUUCACCAGGCUUGCAGGGUCAAAUAAUAAAGAUGGGUUCAUGGAUUUCAAAACGCUAGUGACAUCUGUGGAUGAUGAGAAAGUGAUUCAGCAUUUUGAAGGGGUGGCAGAAGAUAAACAGCACAUCCCUGGAGCUGAACAGAACAAUACAGAACAAGACAAACGGAUCAAGAAAUCAGUUUUCAGGAACUGGGUGGUUGAAAUUUACAAGGACCAUGACUCGCUGAACAGCACCUUACAACACAGCAAAACAGCCAUUGACGAGUUGAACGUGAUUGUUUCUGUGAUCAUACUGUUUAUAAUUGCGGUUGUGUGGCUGCUUUUCAUGGAGGUUUUAUCCACCAAAUUACUCGUUUUCAUGUCUUCUCAACUACUGCUGGUGGUUUUCAUGUUCGGUAACACUGCGAAGAAUGUUUUCGAAGCUGUAAUUUUCGUGUUCGUUGUUCAUGCCUUUGAUGUUGGUGAUCGUUGUGUCAUUGAUGGCGUACAGAUGGUGGUUGAUGAGAUGAACAUAUUGACUACAACUUUUCUGAAAAAUGAUGGGGAGAAGGUAUACUAUCCAAAUUCAGUUUUAGCUUUGAAGCCAAUCAGCAAUCUCUACAGGAGCCCACCAAUGACUGAUUCUUUGGAAUUUGCUAUCAGUCUUCGCACACCAAUGCAAAUUAUCAAUGAUCUGCAAGACAAAAUAACAAAGUAUUUGGAGAUAAAUCCGAGAAAGUGGCGAGCUGAUCACAGUGUACAGUUCAAGGAGAUUGAGGAUGUGAAUAAGAUGAAGGUAGCUCUGUAUGUUAAUCAUACAGUAAACUUUCAUUAUCUUGCAAAGAGGACAAAGAGAAGAUCAGAGUUGGUGUUGGAGAUGAAGAAAAUUUUUGAAGAGCUUAAGAUUGAAUAUAAUCUUCUGCCUCAACAAGUUAAUUUAAGCUAUGCUGGGUCUGCAGCACCAGCACUUCCAUUGGCAUUUCCUGUGAAGGGAUCUUAAGAUCGGAGAAGAACUCCAAAUGCUCAUUUGCAGCACAAGUGUAUUUGCAAUGACAUGUCUCAUUUUCAGUUUUUGAAAUCACCAGCCAUCUUCUUCUAUUU
Manihot esculenta (cassava) is the source of this 2387-nucleotide messenger RNA. RefSeq names its product mechanosensitive ion channel protein 10. The transcript has 6 exons. Gene Ontology annotation, molecular function: mechanosensitive monoatomic ion channel activity. Bases 115 to 2286 code for a protein of 723 amino acids. Gene Ontology annotation, biological process: transmembrane transport; detection of mechanical stimulus; monoatomic anion transport. Lineage: Eukaryota; Viridiplantae; Streptophyta; Magnoliopsida; Malpighiales; Euphorbiaceae. Gene Ontology annotation, cellular component: plasma membrane. The record is from RefSeq and is a predicted model, not a curated record.